Sordaria macrospora k-hell is the source of this 3717-nucleotide messenger RNA. RefSeq lists its product as uncharacterized. Gene Ontology annotation, cellular component: membrane. The record is from RefSeq and is a predicted model, not a curated record. NCBI's taxonomy places the organism in Eukaryota, Fungi, Ascomycota, Sordariomycetes, Sordariales, Sordariaceae. Gene Ontology annotation, biological process: metal ion transport; transmembrane transport. Gene Ontology annotation, molecular function: metal ion transmembrane transporter activity.
AUGGACGGCAAUGGCUCUAGCGGCUCCACUGACAACAAGGCUGUAGAGCUAGAACCGCUACGGCAGCCCACCCGACCGCCUACGGUGGGGAGCGGCAGUGGGACGGCUACCGGCGAGUUCGAGAAUGCGGCAGCGGUCACGGCGGUGGCGGCCGGCUUUCCGCCUCAGCGACGACAACAAACUUCCGGCCAAGACUCGGUUGCCAGCCGAUCCUCACAAGAGAGGGCCCGUGAUGAAACCAGGAAGGUCUUGCAAGGCCAUCCCAUCAUGACCAACUUACGAAACAUCACCAAACCCACCGUGGGCAGUGCCGUCACUUUGGCCCAGGACAUCGAGCCCGGCUGGGCUGUCAUUGACGGUGAUGUUGGCGGUCACGGCUACAAUGAGACCAAGGUCGACAUCAUCGCCGUACCGUGUCCCGGUGCGGAACCGCUUCAUCCAUGGACGUGCGACCCGGUAGCCGAAAGUGACUUUGGCUCUUCGGAGAAACCUGGCACGCCAAAAUCCAUGAGACCCCCUUAUGUAUGGAUUCAACAGGGAAUUCGGAACAAGGACCCCUCGAUACGGGUGCUGGUGUACAGGCAUCGAAGCCUGAGAGAAGGCAUAAAUAUUGACAUGCUGGCAACCGACUUGUUGGAGCAAGUAUUACAAAUCCGCCAAGGAGUGCGCCCGUCUCGUCCUCUCUUCUUCAUCGCCCAUAGCAUUGGUGGCUUGGUAGUCAAGCGAGCUUUGCUCAAGGCCCAUGAAGACAGUCGGUUCAGGGAUAUCAAGAACAAUUGCCAUGGCGUUGGUUUCUUUGCCACGCCCCAUCGGGGGUCAAGUUACAUGUCCAUGAGGAACCUUCGGGAAAGCGUCCGCGAGUUGCUCCAGCUGCACCGGGCUCUACCAAACUCGAUAAUAAACCAGAUCAAGGUCAACAUCAACAACAACCCCUGGUUGGACAAGAUGCACGAGCAGUUUGUGGACAUUGCAAGCGAGCUCCGCAUCUGGUCCUUCUAUGAGACCAUCGACAGCGAGCUCUCCAACGCGGGCGCCGACUUUGCCAGCGAGGUCAAGUUCACGGCCCCCCUGGUGUCGGUCAAGUCCGCGCUGCUCGAGCUGGCCAGGGAAGAUGUCUUUGCCAUCGACAACAGCCACGCCAACAUUGCCUCGUUCGGACCCAACAACAUCUCCACCAUGAGCGACUUCCUCGAGGACCUGCAUGAGGCUGUGCUGAAGGCCAAGAGCCUCAGCAAGCAUAUCCAUCACCCGCUGAAGCUGAAGGACCACGUCAAGGUGGAAAUCGUCGGGUUCUACGAGGACCCCGACCCAGAAUCGGACUCGAGCACGCGGCUGUACGCAACCAAGACGCAGCUGGGCCAGUACCUCCAAAAGGGAGCCGAGCCGUUCCUGCAAGAGCGGCUGAGCAAAGUCCAGCACAAGCGCCAUCUGCUCACGCGGGCCUUUACGCUCAAGUCGGCAACGGUAACAGAGACGGAAGACGAUGACGACGGCACGGGCCCGUCCUCGGAGGUGGACAGCGACGUGGACGCCAGCAGCAUUGGCAGCUUCUCUGCCCCGUCGCUGAUCGUCGACCACGUCUCCAGCGCCGUCGGAGCGGACUUUAUGCACCCAGCCAACUUUCCACUUGGCCGUCACAGUGCCGCCCAUCACGCAAAGAAGAAGAUCACCUGGAUCCACGUGCCCUUCAACAAUCCCAUCUGGGCCAAAGAAGUGCUCAAGCGCAUCGAAGAAACCCGCAACCAAAACCUGUCAAAGCUCCUCAGCCGCGAACACUGGCAAACCAAACAAGUCCAAGGCCUCCAGGCCCAAUCGCAGCCAUCGUACCUCAAGCCCUUUGCCUGCCUCGUCCCCGCCGACACCAGUCUUCCCGGGAUCUCCUCCCCCUUCAGCUUCACCGGCACCGCCAGCACCAGCACGCCCCUGACCGACAAACGCCUUAGCAGUCUCUUACCCAGCCCCCGUUGCGUCUACAUUUACUUGCCGUACCUGCAUUUCGACACCUACUGCAACAUCAUCCGGCGGCGCAAGCUGAUCGAAAAGAGACUCGAACACGGGCGCGCCAAACCCGUGCCCGAGUACGUCGAACACCUCGAUUCUUUGGAACUAAAAGUAAUAUGGGAGUACAUCGGCUUCGACCCGCCGCUGAACUGCCGACGCACUUUGGAUCAGUUCGCCUACCCGUCGCUCAAGGACACGCACGCAAGGGAUGACGAUCAGAUGCUGUAUAAGCUGACGAAACACGAUCAAUCGGCUCAUACCGAUAAGUCGCAUUAUGGGGGCAACAACAAGUUUGCGGUGGACCCGCCUAGUAGACGGUCCGCCGUCACGUCGGUGUGCACGGCCAAGGGGAGCGAGCAUGGUACGAGUAGGGAGGAGUAUGACGAUACCUGCUCGGAGGAUGAGUCCGAGUUUGACUUUGAGUGCGACGUUAAGGACGGGAAACUGUUGAUGGUUGAUCAGCUUUGGCUGUGGGCUAUUGAUAAUGAUAUGUUGGCUACGUUCUUUCCGAAACGGGAGUCGAGUCCGAAGGAGGGCACGUUGUUCCAGCAGGCGGAUUUGCGGAAUAUCGUGUAUAACGAGUUGAAUGGCGACUUGACGGGCAGGACGGAUAACGCGCUGGAUUUGGCAGCGUUUAUUGUUUUGCACGCGGUCAUGGCGUUUGUGGAGCUGUCGACGCAUAGGGAUUUGGAUAUCUUUAGGAUCUUUGAGGAGGCUAUUGGGUUGUUGGCCGAGAGAAUGACGCAAAACAUGCGCCGCUUCCGCACCCAGAACUUCAUCAGCACUUCAGCCGACGACCUGGAUGACGACGAUUUCGGCAGCGGCAGGACGCUGUCGAUCAAGGAGCGACACAAGCGCGAGCUGGAAAAGGCCGAGAGGGAGAACAGAGAGAACACGUCUGCGCUAUUGGAGUUGCGAGACAUGGAAGACGAGUUGUCAACGCUUCUCCGCUUGUUCGAAACCCAGGAGGGAGUGGUCAACCAGCUCAAGGAAAUCUACAACAAUCCGAGCUUGAAGGAGAUCACCAAGAACGGCCAGGGAUAUCUCGACAAGGCGAUGGAGUAUUUGACCGAGUAUAAGCAGCUGACGGGCGAAAUGGUAAAGAGGGUAGAGACUACCAAGAAGGAUUACGAAAAAAUGCUCGAAAUGGCCCAACGCCAAGCCCAGGUCGACGAAGUCCGAUGGUCGCGCCUGCAAACCGAGCUUGCCGCCUCGCAAAAUCUCUCCGUCAUGAUCUUCACCACCUUCACCGUCAUCUUCCUUCCCUUGUCCUUCUUCACCGGUAUCUUUGGUAUGAACACGCGCGAAUGGCACGAAGACAAUGGCCUCCCUGACGAAGACCCCAACUACGAACCCUCCACUAUCCCAACCCUAGGUUACAUAGGCGCCAUCGCCCUGCCUGUCUCCUUCUUCCUCAUCUUCACCUCCUUGAUCGCCGCUUUCUCGUCGCGCGUGCAAGGGAUAUGCAAGAAUAUCUUCAAGGCCACCACGGGGAAAAUAAGGCAGGGGUAUCGAGCGAUCAGAGUGGAAGCCAGAAAGAUUGAGCCCGAGAGAAAUAAGAUGCGCAAGGAGAGGAAGAGGAUGACGAGGAAGCGCAUGAGGGAGGAGGAGAGGGCACGCAGACAGAAGGAGUUGUCCUAUGACUUUUGGGCGGACGUGAUGAAUGCGAGGCAUGAGAGGCAUCAGAUUCCGGAUGUUAACAAACAUGAUUAUUGA